Molecule: messenger RNA, 2286 nt
Organism: Malaya genurostris
Lineage: Eukaryota; Metazoa; Arthropoda; Insecta; Diptera; Culicidae
Product: hexamerin-1.1-like
Exons: 1
Coding region: 61-2202 (713 amino acids)
Source: RefSeq, a predicted model, not a curated record
CCCGGUCCGGACUCAUCAUUCAGUGGUGUACGGUCGGUCAGUGAAAGUUGUCCCGACGAGAUGCGAUCGAUUUUGGCCGUGACUGUCUGUCUGCUGGUGGUGGCGGUGGCGGUGACCAGCGGCAGCUACAUGACCAAGGAUGUCAAAUAUGGCGAUAAAACGUUCCUGCAGAAGCAGAAAGCGAUGCUGGAAAUUUUCCAGCAUGUCCACCAACCGGAACUGCACACCGGGCUGUGGGAAGAAUCGAAAAAGUUCAACGUGGAACAGUAUCUGGAACACUACAGCAACGUGGAAGCCGUGAAGGAUUUCCUCCGGUUCUACCAGCACGGAAUGCUCCCGUUGGAGGAGAUCUUUUCCAUCCACAACGAGCUGCACCGGGAGGAGGCCAUCGCUCUGUUCCAUCUGUUCUACUACGCCAAGGACUGGGACACCUUCUACAAGUCGAUGGUUUGGGCUCGGUUCCACAUCAACGAAGGUAUGUUCGUGUACGCACUGACGGUCGCUGUUCUACACCGACCGGAUAUGCAGGGUAUUGUCCUGCCGGCACCGUACGAAAUCUAUCCGUUCUACUUCUUCAAUGAUGUGGUCAUCAGUAAAGCACAAAGCUACAAAAUGCAGGGCUUCUACAAGAUGAAGAAGAUCAACAACGUCUACACCACGUACAUCCCCAGUAACUACACCAACUACUACAUCCACACGGGACCGGAACAACGGCUAGCGUACUUCACCGAGGACAUCGGUUUGAACUCCUACUACUAUUACUUCCACGCUGACUACCCCUUCUGGAUGGGUGGCAAAGAAUUCGGUUUGUACAAGGAUCGUCGGGGUGAGUUCUAUCUGUAUCAGCAUCAGCAACUGCUCGCUCGCUACUACCUGGAACGUCUGUCCAACGAUCUUGGAGUGAUCCCUACGUUCACGUGGCAUGAGCCCAUAACCACCGGUUACUAUCCUUAUCUGCGCUACUACAACGGGGUACCGUUCCCGGUUCGGUGCAACUAUUUCGCCGCCUCGCAUGACAAGAGCUACCUGCUGGAGGAAAUCGAAGACUACGAACAUCGGCUCAUGGAAGCGAUCGAUCAUGGUUUCAUUACUCUGUUGGAUGGAACCGUCGUCAACAUUACUACCCCGCAAGGAGUCGAAUACCUGGGAAACCUGGUUCAAUCCAAUGGCGACAGUGUUAACCAACGAUUCUACGGUUAUCUCGAAAUUCUCGCCAAAUUCUUCCUGGGAGGAUCAUUCGAGGUGUUCAACGAGUAUCGCAUCAUUCCGUCCGUACUGGAAAAGUUCGAAACCGCGUUGCGCGAUCCGAUGUUCUACCAGCUGUACAAACGCAUCAUCCAUUUCUACUAUGGCUAUCUGGACCAGCUGCCGUCCUACAGCAAGGAACAACUGAACUAUCCCGGUGUCCGGAUCGAAUCCGUUGAAAUGGACAAACUGGUUACCUACUUCGAUAAGUUCGAUGCCGACAUCACCAACGCCGUCGAUGUGGAGGUGUUCGACGAUGGUUCGAUGACGUCCACCGAGAUGAAGAAGUUCGGCAAGAUGGCUCACUAUCAAGGCGAGGACUUCGUUAUCUACGCUCGAGUUCCACGGUUAAACCAUCUUCCGUUCACGUUCAAUCUGAACGUCGUCUCCGACAAGGCUCAUCAGGCGAUGCUGUUGGUGUUCAUCGGUCCCAAGUACGACCAGUACGGUAACAUCUACGGAGUGAACGAAAACCGGGAAAACUUCUACGAACUCGAUCACUUCCUGGUCGAUCUGGUUCCGGGCAAAAAUCUGAUCAGUCGCAACUCGAAGGAAUUCAGCUGGUUCGUAAAGGAUCGCACCACCUACUUCGAACUGUACAAGCAAAUUAUGCUGGCCUACAACGGCGAAAGUAAGUUCCCGCUGGACAUGACCGAAGCCCACUGCGGUUUCCCGGCCCGUUUGAUGCUACCGAAGGGCAAGAAGGGCGGUAUGCCGUUCCAGUUCUUCUUCAUGCUCGUACCGUACCAGGCACCGAAGGUUGCCCGCUUCACCGGAUACGAUCCGGUGCUGUCGUGUGGAGUCGGUUCCGGGGCGCGCUACAUCGACACCCUUCCGUUCGGUUAUCCGUUCGAGCGUAAGAUCGACGAGUCGGCUUGGUUCACACCGAACAUGAAGUACUACGAAACGAUGAUCUACCACAAGAGCGAGAAGGAUGUCAAUGCGGCCGGUGUCUGAGGGAUUGAGGUGUGUGGAAGGAUUUCGGUUUUUGUAGUUGUUUUUGUUUGUUUGUUUUGAGAUGGAUAAACGUAUGAUCUGUAA